AUGCCGAAUGAUACACAAAGCUAUCACCAAAGAUACGAACUUGGUGAACUUUAUCAGUAUGCAACACGUUACACAUUUAUUGCAACACAAGCGUCGGCAGUCUCUUCAGACAUCAGUUGCAUUCUAAGAUUAAAUAUGGACGAGUUCUACCGACAUGCCCAACUUGCAACAGAUAAUUCUAAUGAUUCGCUGACUACUUGUGAGUUCGAGAAGGGAUGGUUUGGCAAAAAUGUAGAGCUUUUGUCGCCUGUAGCGAAGGAAUUAUUCUUUCUUGGAGUAGCCGAAGCAUAUGAUACUAUAAAAAGAAUAUGUGAUCUUCGUACCGAAGCCGAUUGUAAUUUACGCGCACUGGAUAGCCUAGUUUUGUAUUUAAACGAAGUGGGACGAUUAAUUCAGGAACAAGAGGGUAACAUUAUUAGGAGCCGAGUACCAAAGUUGGUGCGGGCGUUGAAGGAAUGGGAAAGAUUUCUGGUGCAUUAUACUAAGGCUAAGAUUAAAGUAUUAUCACGAUUUGAUACUAUAACCGAGUUUGAACAAAAAUUGGAUAAACUUUUUGUAGAUCUGGAUGUCGCCCUUAAAGCGGCAAACGUCCAUAUAGUACUGCAAAAGAAUUCCAUGCUGACAGAACAACUUGUUUGCAUGAAAAUAUCAAGUGUAGAGGAAACUGGCUCAUUAGAAGAAACUAACGACAAAGAGAAAAGUAUCACACAGAUUGAUACAAAUCAUACAAGAACCAUGUUGACAUUGCUCUUUCAAAGAAUCAAGGAUGAAUUUGUCACUGCAGCUAUUCACAAUGGUGCAAAAAUAUCACAAACACAAUUACAAAGUGUUUCUAUUAAGCCACAUCAGAUUCAAUUCAUUGAUGGAAACCCAUAUGAGUGGGCAGAGAAUGGAUCACUCCAUGAAUAUUUGCAAAUCCAUAAGGAUAUUGGAUGGGAGUGGAAAAUAAAAACGAUUUCCCAUAUAGCAAAAGCGAUUGCAAUUCUGCAUGACAAGCUCGUCCUCUAUAGGAACAUUUCAAGUCAUCAGAUAUAUGUAGAUAAAGAUGGAAAUGUAAGAUUAAAAAGUAAUCUGUAUACAAGAUCAGGUGAUAGUACUCGGAAUAUUAAUAAACAAUUGGAAACUGUUCGGUGGACUUGCCCUGAAAAGGCACAAAAUCCACAUUUGCCUUCUUCCAAAGCAGCUGAUAUAUACAGUUUUGGUCUGCUCAUGUGGGAGAUGUCUUCACAUGAUGUUCCAUUUAAGGAUAAAAGUCCAAAAGAAGUAUUUGAAUUACUGGCGAAUGCAGAUUAUACAUGUGAGCUACCAAUAGUUAAGGACACACCCCAAGUGUAUGUAGAUAUAAUGACAUCUUGUUGGAACAGAGAUCCUACCAAACGUCCUACAGUACAGACUAUUGUGAAACUGCUUAGAGAACUUAAAUUAUCAAAGAACAGAACGGGCCCAACCGAUUUGUUAGUUCCAAAUCGUGCAACUGAUUACUCCAUCUUAAGUAAUAUAACAAUUCAAGGUGCAUGUGCCCUUCAUUCUAUUGGUAACUAUAAAGAAGCGUUUGGUCAAUUCAAAAUAUUGGCGAAUUGUGAGGAAGCUGCUGCUGAAGCCAAUUUUUAUGUUGGUCGCUAUCUCAUGGAUUUGAAGAUUGACUUUGAGAAAAAUGCGGAUGUUGGAGUGAGUUAUUUGAUGGUUGCUGAAAGAAUGGGGUUGAUGGAUGCUGUUCAAUUUCGUGCGCAGGAAAGUCUGUUUGCUGCUACAUUAUUGAGAAAUCAAUUGUUUGAAAUGGGCGACAUUGAAAAUGCAAAUGAAAUUUUUGAAAGAAUGAAGAAGGAAUGUUUACCGUUAUAUGAAAAGGGUGCAGAGUGUGGCAACUUGCGUUGCAUGAAAGAUUUGGCAGAUUAUGGAGCCAAAUUAGGAGAUGAAAAAAGUUAUAUCAAAGGCAUCAGGUUGUUGCAGCAUAGUAUAAAUAGAGUUCAAAGUCUUGCUAAAAAGAUGAAAAUUGUCAAGUAUCUAAAGGAAUUAAAGAAACAUGAAGCAAAAUUUAAUUUUAAAAUUGAAAGAAUAAGUUAA
This is a messenger RNA of Paraglomus occultum, 2064 nucleotides long. The record is from the annotation of a GenBank genome assembly. Lineage: Eukaryota; Fungi; Glomeromycota; Glomeromycetes; Paraglomerales; Paraglomeraceae.